Molecule: messenger RNA, 489 nt
Organism: Ipomoea triloba (trilobed morning glory)
Lineage: Eukaryota; Viridiplantae; Streptophyta; Magnoliopsida; Solanales; Convolvulaceae
Product: RING-H2 finger protein ATL57-like
Exons: 1
Coding region: 1-489 (162 amino acids)
Source: RefSeq, a predicted model, not a curated record
AUGGAGGAAUUUGAGCCGUUCCAUUGGUACAUAAACUACGAGAGCGCGAAGAGGUUUCUGGUGACGCUGCUUUUCUUUGGACUGUCCCUUGUCCUCCUCAUUUUCCUGUUCUUGCGCUUCAUUCGCAUGCACGCUUCCUUUCCCAGCAGCAGCAAUGAUGAUGAUGUUUCAAAUUCAGUAAUCGUGGUCACCCGACAGAACGUUCGACGACGAGAGAUGGGCGUGGUGGCGGCAGGGGCGUCUUCGGAGGUGAUCAAGAGCCUGCCCAUUUUCAUGCACAAUAACAGGUUGUCAAUGUCGGAGAAUACGAGGUUGGUGAGGGUGGGAGGCGAGGACUGUUGCAUAUGCCUGGGGGUUUUCGAGGACGGAGAGAUGAUUAAGGUGAUGCCUCAUUGUCUCCACGAUUUCCACUCUCAUUGCAUUGAUCGAUGGUUGAGUAGUCGCUCUACUUGCCCUGUUUGUAGAUCAUCUAUCCAGGGCCGUAUCUGA